This is a messenger RNA of Cyprinus carpio (common carp), 612 nucleotides long. Its product is annotated as cell cycle control protein 50A-like. NCBI's taxonomy places the organism in Eukaryota, Metazoa, Chordata, Actinopteri, Cypriniformes, Cyprinidae. Gene Ontology annotation, biological process: phospholipid translocation. The transcript has 2 exons. The record is from RefSeq and is a predicted model, not a curated record. Gene Ontology annotation, cellular component: Golgi apparatus; endoplasmic reticulum; plasma membrane. Bases 271 to 612 code for a protein of 113 amino acids.
CGUGGGGGGAGGGGCGUCAUUUGUUGACGUCACGACGUCGCUUUCAGGCUGCUGUACUUCCUUGUUUAUCUUCCAGUCCGCUGCGAACAUAGCUGCGGAAAUAAUCUUUAUUGCUGUCAAUGGCGCGAUAAGCACAAGCGACGGCAGCGAUUUAAUACACACAGCUGUCAAUCAAGCCGUCAUAUCUGAAGCUGUCGUGUAGUGUGCUCGCUGUCUUCGCGGCUUUAGAGGAUUAAAGAGCGAUGAUGGCGUCCAGCUAUAACGCGAAGGAUGAGGACGGUCAUCUUCCGGGAUCGGUGGGCUCCGGCGGGCCCCGGCGCCGUCAAGAGCAAGAAGCCCGACAACACGGCCUUUAAACAGCAGCGUUUGCCUGCCUGGCAGCCCAUCCUGACCGCGGGCACCGUCCUGCCCGCCUUCUUCAUGAUCGGACUCAUCUUCAUCCCCAUCGGCAUCGGACUCCUCGUCACCUCUAACAACAUCAAAGAGUUUGAGAUCGACUACACUGGUGUUGACAUGUUCAGGCCCGUGUUUCAACUGCUCGCAGAGCUACAGCUGGAACAGCACGAGCGCGUGCACCUGCUCUGUGCCCUUCACCCUAGACCAGCCUUUUGA